AUGAAAAUAAAUAAAAAAUUAUUAUUUUUAUUAUCUUUAUUAAUAUACAGUAUUGUUAUAGUUGAAGUAGAUGGAAUACAAAUAUUAUUAUGGAGUGGUGGGACAUGGAGUGGACAAGGUUACGAAGAUUGGGGAUUACCAAAUUAUUUAGGACAGCAUGUGAAAAAAGAGAAAUGUCCAGUGGAUUGUGUAUUUAUAUCACAACAACAAUUCCAUGCAGAUGUCGACGCAAUAUUAUUUGAAGCACAACCAUUGGCAAGCUGGUCCUACACAUUCUUAAAACAGCCACCAGCAUUUCCUCAAAAAGAAGUUGCCCAAUAUUAUAUAAACUUUGGAUACGAACAUGAAAAGUAUUUCCCAAUAUCAACGCAUCCAGACUACCAAAAACAUAUAGAUAUCAACAGCACAUUUCGUAGUACCGAUCAAGUUCAAGUUACAUUUGCUUGUAGUUGGGGGUCACGUGAUGAUGGUAAUAUCGAAAAUUUCAGAAAGGAGCCUGUCAAAUUUGAAGAUAAAAACGGGUUCGUUGGAUUCAUGUCAACCAAUUGCGAUGGCGGUGGUGCAAUCUAUCGUACUUGUUACAUCAUAGAAAUGAUGAAACACACUCAAGUAGAUGCAAUGGGUGAAUGUUUAAACAACAAGAAAUUAAAUAAAAAAGAUUUCCCUCAUGCAGUAUUCGAUGAUCUUGGUGACUCUUUACGUAUUAAAGAAUUAGUAUUAUCAAAAUAUAAAUUCUCUUUAGCUUUUGAAAAUAAUAACAUUACUGACUAUGUUACAGAAAAAGUUUAUACAUCAUUAUUGAGUGGAAGUAUACCAAUUUAUAUGGGAUCACCAAAUAUUGAUGAAUGGGUACCUAAUAAAAGUAUAAUUAAAACAGAUGAUUUUAAAUCACCAAAAGAGUUGGUAGAUUAUAUAAUUUAUCUAUCAAAGAAUAAAACAGCAUAUGAAGAAUAUUUUGAAUGGAAGAAACAACCUUUUCCUGAAAAAUUCAUUGAAAAAUAUAAUCGUUGUAUAUUUUAUGGUGCUGAUUGUAGGUUAUGUCAAUAUAUUGAUAAUCUAAAGAAAAAGAUAAAUAAUGGAAUUGGAUUUAGAAGUACAUUUGGUGAACCAUAUGAAGAUUCAAAAGAGUUGAGAGUAUUAGAUAUUAAUAAAGAAACAUGUGUAUCAAUUAAACAAGAUUUAAAUUAUGUUCCACCAGUUAAAGAUAAAUUUACAAUAAUGUUUUGGUUAAUUUUAGAGGAUGUACAUGAUGAAAAACCAAUCAUUACAAUGGAUAAACAUGGUUUAGUUGUAUCAGUUGUUCAAAUUUGGAAAAGAUUUUAUGUUAAAUUUUGUUUCAAAUCUAAAUGUUUCCUAUCCGAUACACCAUUAGAUAGUAAUGAAUGGAAACAUUUUGCAAUUUCAGUUGGUCCUUCUUUACAAACUACCACUACAGAUUUAAAUUCAAAAAAUAAUAAUAAUAAUAAUAAUAAUAAUAAUAAUAAUAAUAAUAAUAAUAAUGUUGGAAAUGGUGUUAUUGAUAGUUUUUUAGAUUCAGAUGGAAUGGAUGAUUUUAGUGAUAGUUUUGAAACAACAACGAUACCAACAACUAGAACAAUAAAAACAAAAGAUAUUGUAGAUACUGUGGAUACUACUACCAUUUCAAACGUACCAUCUACAAUUAAAAUCUUUGUAAAUGGUAUAUUGGAUUCAACAUCUACUAGCUUUUUAAAUUUAGAUUCUUUAUCAACAAGUGAUAUUAAUAUUGGUUGUGAGAAAAUUGUUGCAAAAUUGGAUGACCUUUCAAUUUGGCGUACAAAUUUAGAAGAGAAAGAAAUUGGUGAAGCAAUGUUUAAAAAAUAUAGAGGUGAUGAACCUGGCCAUCUACUUUAUAUGACUUUUAAUUCAAUUCAGAUUAAAGAUUACUCAAUUAAUAAUCAAUUCACUACUAUCGUCCCUUCAAAUGCUGUUACUGAGACAAUUGGUCAUAAACAAUUAAUUUUAACAGUUGGCGAAUAA
Molecule: messenger RNA, 1998 nt
Organism: Dictyostelium discoideum AX4
Lineage: Eukaryota; Evosea; Eumycetozoa; Dictyosteliales; Dictyosteliaceae
Gene: fut10
Exons: 2
Coding region: 1-1998 (665 amino acids)
Biological process (GO): glycoprotein biosynthetic process
Cellular component (GO): membrane; Golgi apparatus; Golgi cisterna membrane
Molecular function (GO): glycosyltransferase activity; fucosyltransferase activity
Source: RefSeq, a predicted model, not a curated record